AUGACCCUGAGGGGAGUCUUCCCCGCACUCCUGCUGCCCCUCGUCCUGCUGGUCACUGGUAUGGCCCUGGCCCGAGGGGAGUCGCGCUAUGAGAAGUUCCUGAGGCAACAUGUGGACGCCUCUGACCCCAGCCCUCCAGAUGCCCGGCGAUACUGCAACCUCCUGAUGCGGCGCCGGGACAUGGCCACUGCCCACAAGUGCAAACACGUCAACACCUUCAUCCAUAGCAGUGCUGACCAGAUCGAGCCCGUCUGCAGGGACGGCGGGGAGCCGGCUGAAGGAGACCUGCGCCUCAGCGAAGACCCCUUCCCCCUCACUGUCUGUGAGCUCCAAGGAGGAUCUGAUCCGCCUGACUGUGACUACAGUGGGUCCAGUAGCACCAGCAGAAUUGUCAUUGCCUGCGUCGAUGGGGAACCAGUCCACUUUGAGACACAGGUUGAGAGCCAGGCAGGGGAGGGGGAUGAGCCAUGA
This is a messenger RNA of Gopherus evgoodei (Goodes thornscrub tortoise), 471 nucleotides long. Its product is annotated as ribonuclease-like. Lineage: Eukaryota; Metazoa; Chordata; Testudines; Testudinidae. The transcript has a single exon. The record is from RefSeq and is a predicted model, not a curated record. Bases 1 to 471 code for a protein of 156 amino acids. Gene Ontology annotation, molecular function: nucleic acid binding.